This is a messenger RNA of Alternaria alternata, 792 nucleotides long. RefSeq lists its product as hypothetical. The record is from RefSeq and is a predicted model, not a curated record. NCBI's taxonomy places the organism in Eukaryota, Fungi, Ascomycota, Dothideomycetes, Pleosporales, Pleosporaceae. The transcript has 4 exons. Bases 1 to 792 code for a protein of 263 amino acids.
AUGGCGGAUAAUAUCGGCCAGAACCUCGAUCUCGAAAAGAUCUUGGCUACACUCGCAAACCUUCCAAAACCAGAGGCUCAGCAAUACCAAGAUCAGCAACAGCCAUACGAGCCCAACCAGAGUCACCAGGGAUAUCAAGACGCUCAGCAAAUUUACUCCUCUGGACAAAGCAACACAUAUCAGCAAUCUGCUGAUCCACGACUGGCUGGUCGUUCGGCUCUACAACAUCGACAGCCGCCUCCCAAGCCACAGGACAGAGUCUCCUCCCCUUUCAUCGAUCCUUCAACAAUCACGGAAUGGAAGCAAGGCCUGCGUUGUGUGAGCAAGAUAGCUUCUCAGAAUCCCGACUUUGCUCCUGCCGUCCGUAAGUUGAUGAAAGACCAAGAGUCAAACGUCAAGUCUUGGGAGUCCGGGCGCAAGAAUCUCAUUGAUGAGCACAAGUUCAAGCGGGAGAAUGAGCGAACUAAUCGAGCUGCGUUGUCUUUGCCAGGUCUUCUGGAAAACACACCUUUACUUCGCACACCAGAACGCGAAAGAGAAGAACUUGAUCAAUACGACGCCAAAGUAUACCGAGCGUGUAAAGCCAUGGUAGACUCACAAACCUCGUCACUCAAGGUCUUGGGCGUUCCCUUUUUUGGUGUGAAGCCAUAUUUGGUAGUUGGCUCCAGCUACGAUCCAACUGAAGUCACGGAUCCGCAGUCAGCUCCAGUUAGUGGUAAAAUCUCAAAAGAGCAGCUGCUAGAAUUACAACGGAAAAUGCUGAACCACUUGAUGGAGCUAUAUGGAGAUUGA